Messenger RNA from Linum tenue, 1989 nucleotides. NCBI's taxonomy places the organism in Eukaryota, Viridiplantae, Streptophyta, Magnoliopsida, Malpighiales, Linaceae. The record is from the annotation of a GenBank genome assembly.
AUGUCUCGUAAGUUGGACAGCAGCCCAGUUCAGACACAGAUGGCAGUGGCAGCAGUCUUCAAGAGUCCUCUCAGCAGGGAGUACCAUGGCAACAACGCAACCAGCACCACCAACAGGAUGAUAGACGGGAAACACCAUCAGCCUGCUGGGAGGAGGCGAGUCUUUGUGCAAACUGAGACUGGUUGUGUUCUGGGGAUGGAGCUGGAUCGAAGUGACAACGCCCAUACUGUGAAGAGGCGGCUUUCAAUCGCCCUCAAUGUUUCAACCGAGGAGAGUUCACUGACUUUUGGGGAUAUGGUGCUGAAGAACGACCUCAGUGCUGUUCGAAAUGAUUCGCCUCUUCUCUUGACUCGUAACUUUCUACAUCGAAGCUCAUCGACUCCAUGCCUCUCUCCAACUGGUAAGGAUAAUCAACAGAAAGAUAAGAGUGCUCUCAUUGAGGUAUUAGGACAUUCAGAAAGCUUUUCCAAGAUGAAACAUCUGGUUAAGGACAGUGUGAAGGCCAUUAAGAAUGGGGUUGAUCCACUUCCUGUUCAUGGUGGGCUUGGAGGUGCAUACUACUUCAGGAACAUCAGAGGUGAGAGUGUUGCCAUUGUGAAGCCAACUGACGAGGAGCCUUUUGCUCCAAACAAUCCGAAAGGCUUCGUUGGGAAGGCUUUAGGGCAGCCAGGCUUAAAACGCUCGGUUAGGGUUGGAGAGACAGGGAUCAGGGAAGUUGCAGCCUACCUUCUUGACCAUGACCACUUCGCCUGUGUGCCGCCUACUGCUCUGGUUAAGAUCACUCACUCUGUCUUCAAUGUGAAUGAUGGGGUCAAUGGUGGUGUCAAGGCUCACAACAGCAAGAAACAGGUCACCAGCAAGAUUGCUUCUUUCCAAAAGUUCAUUCAACACGAUUUUGAUGCAAGUGAUCAUGGAACUUCCAGCUUCCCGGUUUCAGCUGUGCACCGUAUUGGUAUAUUAGACAUUAGGAUUUUCAACACUGAUAGGCAUGGUGGGAAUCUCUUGGUGAAGAAGUUCGAUGAUGCUGUUGGUAGAUUUGGGCAAGUGGAGUUGAUUCCAAUUGAUCAUGGUCUUUGCUUGCCCGAGACUCUGGAGGAUCCCUAUUUCGAGUGGAUUCAUUGGCCACAGUCCUCGAUUCCUUUCUCAGAGGAUGAGAUCGAGUACAUCGCAAAGCUCGAUCCUGUUGAAGAUUGUGUAAUGCUGAAGAGGGAGCUCCCCAUGAUCCGAGAGGCAUGUUUGAGGGUUUUGCAUCUCUGCACCAUUUUCCUCAAGGAAGCUGUAAACUUUGGCCUUUGCCUUGCUGAGAUUGGUGAGAUGAUGAGUAGGGAGUUUCGAGCAGGGGAGGAGGAACCGAGUGAACUCGAGGUUGUCUGCAUGGAGGCAAGGAGAUUGAUAGUUGAGAGAGAGGUAGUAUCUCCCAGGGCUGAUGUGGUAGGAGAUGCCGAGUUCCAGUUCGAUAUCGACUGUGAGGAGGUUAACCAUGACUUUGCAGCAAAGAUGACAGCUGAUGAGUUCAUGUCAAGACCGGCAUACCAGUUUGGGAUUGGUAACGGGAUGGGUCGAAGCAUGCUCUCGAAGCUGGAUGAAAGUAUCGAGGAGGAAGAAGAGGAGAGUGAAGUAGAGGAAGGAGAAGGGAAAGAGGAAUGUAGGAUUCUACCUUGUGCUCCAAUGAAGUUCCCUUCCAUCUCCAUGCUCUCUGCUUCUCUUAAAGAUACCAAGCUAAGUGACAAGAGUCAGAAGUACCCCAAGUUCUCGGGUGCCAAGCCGGAGAACGGGUAUCUGAUGAAUUCGUCAUCGGGGCAUAGGAGUGCGAACGAGCAGCUUCCUUCGAGUGUGAGCUUCGUGAAGCUUGCUGAUAUGCCUGAGGAAGAGUGGGGUAUGUUCCUGGACAAGUUCCACGAGCUGCUGUAUCCAGCAUUUGAGAAGAGGAAAUCGGUGACCAUAGGGCAGAGACAGAGGCAGAGGCUUGGGACUUCAUGCCAGUUUUGA